UAUAUACUAUAACAAAUGAUAUGACAAUAUGAUUUUACUUCACAUGCAACCAGGGGCAGACUGACAAACCUCAUGGGGCCCCCGGGCAAUAGGGGAUCAUGGGGCCCCUGUGUCCUUGCCCAAACUCAAAAAAAGCUUAUGAAAAAGGUACCAGGGGCAUCUCAUGGGGCCCCCUACUGACCCCGGGCCUCGGGCAGUGCCCGAGUUUCCAAAUGGUCAGUCCGCCCCUGGAUGCAACUAUU
Molecule: messenger RNA, 242 nt
Organism: Staurois parvus
Lineage: Eukaryota; Metazoa; Chordata; Amphibia; Anura; Ranidae
Source: the annotation of a GenBank genome assembly